This is a messenger RNA of Bemisia tabaci, 1796 nucleotides long. Its product is annotated as glutaryl-CoA dehydrogenase, mitochondrial. The record is from RefSeq and is a predicted model, not a curated record. Lineage: Eukaryota; Metazoa; Arthropoda; Insecta; Hemiptera; Aleyrodidae. Gene Ontology annotation, molecular function: fatty-acyl-CoA binding; glutaryl-CoA dehydrogenase activity; flavin adenine dinucleotide binding. Gene Ontology annotation, cellular component: mitochondrial inner membrane. Gene Ontology annotation, biological process: fatty acid beta-oxidation using acyl-CoA dehydrogenase; fatty-acyl-CoA biosynthetic process.
UUUCCUCCUUUUUCGGCGUAUCACGUGUGGUUAAUAAUUGAAAUUUUCUGAUCUAUAUUUCCAAAUCAUUUACACGUCCAAUGUCAUUGCUACAUCUUCGCCCAAAGCAAUUUAGGUAAUGCCUUUUUUGUCUCUACCGGAGCUGUGUACAUAACUCCGCUGGAAUUGUUUUCUCCCCGAGCUUCGAGCAUCCAGCCAAUGCCUAGCGAUUCUACAAGGGCUGCAUAAUUCUGUGCACUCAACUACCACCUCUUCACAACAAAACGGUAUAGAGUUGAUGAUUUAGCCCCAAGUUACUGAAUUAGAUAAAACAAUCCUCAAACAUCAUCAUGAACAAAUUCAUUAAUUGCUGCAAAAUCACGAUCAACGCUUCCUAUGUAUUUCACACCUCACCGGUGAAUCAUAAUACUCUUGCUAAAUAUUUUUCAAGUUCAUCAUCCAGGAUGAAAUUAGUUAGUUUUCAAUGGGAAGAUCCUCUGAAUUUAGACUCUCAAUUAACCAAUGAUGAAAAAGCGCUACGAGACUCUUUUCACAAUUUCUGUCAAGAGAAACUAAUGCCUCGCAUAUUGAAUGCAAAUCGUAAAGAAGUUUUUGACCGAAAAAUUAUGAAUGAACUCGGAGAAUUUGGUGCCCUCGGGGCGACAAUCAGCGGUUAUGGUUGCGCUGGGGUUUCAUCUGUAGCAUAUGGGCUUCUUGCCAGGGAGAUUGAACGUAUUGAUAGUGGAUAUCGCUCUGCAAUGAGUGUUCAGUCAUCGCUCGUCAUGCAUUCCAUUCAAGCCUACGGGAGUGAUGAGCAGAAAGAAAAGUAUUUACCCAAACUUGCUACAGGAGAGCUAGUCGGCUGUUUUGGACUUACCGAACCGAACGCAGGCAGUGACCCAGGAGGUAUGGAAACUAAAGCAAAAUAUGAUAGUAGCACCAAGUCAUACAUAUUAUCUGGAUCUAAAACAUGGAUCACCAACUCUCCUAUUGCAGAUAUUUGUAUUGUCUGGGCUGUGUGUGAUGAUAAAAAAGUCAGAGGUUUUAUUGUAGAGCGGGGGACCAAAGGUUUAGAAACACCCAAAAUCGAAGGAAAAUUUGCCUUAAGAGCAUCUGUAACUGGCAUGAUACAUCUGGAUCAAGCUAGAGUCCCUGAACAGAACUUACUACCUAAUGUGGAAGGACUUAAGGGUCCAUUCGGUUGUCUGAACAAUGCUAGGUACGGCAUAGGAUGGGGUGCUCUAGGCGCUGCUGAAUUUUGUUUCCACACAGCAAGACAGUAUGUCCUCGAUCGCCACCAGUUCAAUCGCCCUCUUGCAGCCAAUCAGAUUAUUCAAAAAAAACUUGCAGAUAUGUUAUCGGAGAUUGCUAUUGGACUCCAAGCUUGCAUCCAAAUUGGUCGCUUGAAAGAUUCCGACAAAUUAGCAGUUGAAAUGAUUUCUGUGCUAAAGAGGAAUUCCUGUGGAAAAGCCUUGGAAAUUGCAAGGACAGCACGAGAUAUGCUGGGCGGUAAUGGUAUUUCAGAUGAAUACCAUGUAAUUAGGCAUGUUAUGAACCUGGAGGCUGUAAACACUUAUGAAGGUACUCAUGAUGUUCAUUCUCUAAUUAUUGGUCGUGCCAUCACAGGAAUCCAGGCUUUCAAAUAGUUAGAAUAUAUACUGAAAAUCAACUCUGGCCCUCACUCAGGUAGAUUGUAGUCGUAUCUCAACAAUGAAAAUGAGAUUCAAAUCAACCUAAAAUGUUUAUCGAUGCCUGUAUCUCUUUUUAUUGUUGAUCAAUGUUUCACCGGAGACGGAGGGACUCCAAACUGCCUAAAA